Chrysoperla carnea is the source of this 885-nucleotide messenger RNA. RefSeq names its product ras-like protein family member 11B. Gene Ontology annotation, molecular function: GTP binding; GTPase activity. Lineage: Eukaryota; Metazoa; Arthropoda; Insecta; Neuroptera; Chrysopidae. Bases 182 to 826 code for a protein of 214 amino acids. The record is from RefSeq and is a predicted model, not a curated record. The transcript is spliced from 6 exons.
UUUUUAAAAUUAAAGUGUUAUUGUAAUAUGAAUUGUGGAUAUUGUGAAUUUGUGUUAAAGUAUUCCUAAUAAAAGUUUGUUAGUUUUAGUAUGAAAAAUUGCGUUUUAAUCAAAUCUUACGAAAAUUUUCCAUUGUUGUACCAGUUAUUAUGAAAGAUUUGGAAGAGAAAACUCAUUGAAAAUGACGUCAAAAGGUAUUAGACGAAAAAAAUCAUCAUUAGCUGAAGUUAAAGUGGCUGUGAUUGGAGCACCUAGUGUUGGCAAAAGUGCAUUAACCGUGCGAUUCUUAACGAAGAGAUAUAUUGGAGAAUAUGAUCAUCAGUCAGAGAACCGAUAUAAAAGCGAAGUGUUAGUUGAUGGUGAACCAAUCUUAUUUGAGGUGUUGGAUACGUGCCCAAAGAAUGACAACGAAUUACCUUCAUCAGAUACAAUUAAUUGGGCUGAUGGAUUGUUGUUGGUAUAUUCCAUUACAGAUAGACAAUCAUUCAAUUAUAUUAGACGUGUAGAAGCUUUAAUGUCAGAAAUGAAACAUGUACCACCAUUUGGAAUUGUUGCAAAUAAAUCUGAUAUGGUACAUCUACGACAAGUGAGCCGUGAAGAAGGUGAAAUUUUGGCACGUGACUGUGAAUGCCCGUUUGAUGAAGUGGCGGCUGCUGAACAAGUAACACCCGUUGCAGCUGCAUUUCAUGAAGUUUGUCGUUUAGUUUUACAAACACGUCGAAAAUCCAAACAAUCAUUACUAGACCGUAUGUUAGGUACCAAUAGAGGUCCAGUUGGGCGUGUUUAUGCACGAGGAAAAAGUGAUAGUGCUUUACCAAAGGAUUAGUACAUUUUUCUACAAUACAUAAAAAUAUACACUUUAAUUUAUGGAUUUAUAAUUUUACU